UCAUCCAUCCCCAGGCUCUGCAGUCUGCGCCUGAAGAAACUCACGGUGCUGAAAGAGCUGGACAAAGAGCUGAGCUCUGUGCUUAUUGCUGUGAAGAUUCAGGGUUCAAAGCGAGUUUUGAGAUCAAAUGAAUACGUCCUCCCGCCUGGCGGCCUGAUGGAGACUGAGCUGGAGCUGACCUUCUCGCUGCAGUACCCACACUUCCUCAAGAGAGAUGGCAACAAGCUGCAGAUCAUGCUGCAGCGGAGGAAGAGAUACAAGAACCGCACGAUCCUGGGCUACAAGACCCUUGCAGUGGGCAUCAUUAACAUGGCUGAGGUGAUGCAGCACCCGACGGAUGGCGGGCAGCUUCUGGGCCUCCACAGCAACAUGAAGGACGUGAACAUCCGAGUGGCUGAAAUCAGCAUCUACUCUUUGUCCAGUCAGCCCAUUGACCAUGAGGACGGGAACGUCCCCUCAGGUCCUAAAAUCAAAGCUUCAGAUCGCUCCCCAGACAUUGACAACUACUCUGAAGAAGAGGAUGACAGCUUCUCCUCAGAGCAGGAAGCCAGUGAUGAUGCUGUGCAGGGUCAGGAUCUGUUUGAUGAAGAAGAUGACUUGAGGAAAACCAAGAAGGCUAGGAGGAAAAUGAUCCGAACCACAUCAAUGACCAGACAACCAAACUUCAAGCAGAAAUUUGUGGCUUUGCUGAAGAGAUUUAAAGUGACAGAGGAGGUCCUGGACUCUGACCCUGUAGACCAGACCCAGGAGGUGGAGGAAGACUUGGGCUUGCUCUAUGACAGCCUGGAAGAGUGCAACAACAGUGACAGUGGACCGGAGAUUGAGGACAAUGAGAGUGUGCACAGCACACCCAAGCCCACGCUGAGGCGUUUCUUUGAGGGAGUCUCUCAUUCUGGUUCCCAGACUGAGAUCGGCAGUCUGCACAGCCAGAAAGGGCAGGAUCAAGAGUCGGGCAGCCCUGGCGAGGCAGAUAAGCGGAAGCCAGGAGCGCUGCGACCACAGGAAGAGCCAGGAGUGGAAAUCCCUGCAGUGGAGCUGGCUGCAGAGGAGCCGUGUUCACGGCUGGCCCCCACAGAGGCUGCCACGAGGGAGGGCAGUGUGGACAGGCUGGCUCAGCUGGGGCCCGGGACCAAAGCUGAGCUCCCCAGUGCCGUGUCCCCCAGCAAGGCAGAGAGCAAGCAGUUGUGGCGUCCCCGCAGCACCUCUGUGAAGGACCGGCAGAGCUCAAAGGGACAGGGUGGCCGUGCCAGCAGCCUGGACAGUGAGAGCUCUCCAGACUCAUGGCAUAGCACCCAGGUGCCCCGAAAGUCUGUUUACGAUCAGCUGAACCAGAUCUUGGUCUCAGACGAGCAGCUUCCCGAGAGCAUCGUGCUGGUGAAUGUUGCUGAGUGGCAGGGCCAGUAUGUGAGUGAGCAACUCCAGGCGCACAAGCAGUUGGUCGUAUCUACCUGCUCCGUGGCGGACAUCCAGGCAGCCUUCAACACCACUGUCUCCCGCAUCCAGCGAUACUGUAACUGUAACUCCCACAUGCCUCCCCCAGUGAAGGUGGUGGUGGCGGGGGACCAGAGCUACCUGAGCAUUGUCCUCCGUUUCUUUGUGGAGCAGCUGGCCAGCAAGACACCUGACUGGCUCAACUACCUUCGCUUCCUGCUUGUGCCUCUGGGCUCUCACCCUCUGGAGCUGUCCAGCAGGGCUGAGCCGCCCAUUGCAGACACUGUGGAUAUUGCGGGCCGUGUCGCCCAGUUCAUCGCUGGACUCUCUCACCAGCUCCCCAUCUCUGAGGCCAUGCUGACGUACAAGCAGAAGAG
Messenger RNA from Balearica regulorum gibbericeps (East African grey crowned-crane), 1808 nucleotides. The record is from RefSeq and is a predicted model, not a curated record. Lineage: Eukaryota; Metazoa; Chordata; Aves; Gruiformes; Gruidae.